This is a messenger RNA of Lolium rigidum, 2248 nucleotides long. Its product is annotated as luc7-like protein 3. The record is from RefSeq and is a predicted model, not a curated record. Gene Ontology annotation, molecular function: mRNA binding. Gene Ontology annotation, cellular component: U1 snRNP; U2-type prespliceosome. Bases 173 to 1201 code for a protein of 342 amino acids. The transcript is spliced from 5 exons. NCBI's taxonomy places the organism in Eukaryota, Viridiplantae, Streptophyta, Magnoliopsida, Poales, Poaceae. Gene Ontology annotation, biological process: mRNA splice site recognition.
CUCGAUUGGAUUUGAGAUUGGAAAUCCGAACCCUAUUCAGAGAGAUCCAAAUCGGCCCAAACAAACCCAAUCAGCUCUUUUGCUCGUCGUCCGGUCCGUCUCUCUUCUCCACGGCACACACCGCCGCCGCCGCAUCCGGCAUCAGCUAGGGUUUGCGCUGCCGUCGUCGAGGAUGGACGCGCAGCGGGCUCUGCUGGACGCGCUGAUGGGUUCGUCGAGGAACCUGACGGAGGAUGAGAAAAAGGAUCACCGGGAGGUGGGGUGGGACGACCCCGACGUCUGCGCCCCCUACAUGGCCCGCUUCUGCCCGCACGACCUCUUCAUCAACACCAAGAGCAACCUUGGCAAUUGCCCCAAGAUCCACGACCCAAUCCUCAAACAAAGUUUCGAGGACUCCCCGAGGUAUGCUGCCAUCCUGCCCAAAUUCGAGGCGGAGCUCGCGCACCGCUGUGAGAAGCUGGUGCUGGACCUUGACAGGAAAAUCAGGCGUGGCCGAGACAGGCUUGCUCAAGAAGUCGAAUUACCGCCUCCUGCCCACGGUGACAAGUCCGAGCAGCUCUCCAUGCUCGAAGAGAAGAUCAAGAAGCUGCUGGAGCAGAUCGAACAGCUCGGCGAGUCUGGCAAAAUUGACGAAGCUACAGCGCUUAUGAGGAUGGUUGACGUUCUGAAUCUCGAGAAGGCGGCUCUGACCAACCAGAUAGAGAAUAAGGCCCUCAUGAUCCCGCAGGAGAAGAAGAUGGAGCUUUGCGAGCAAUGUGGUUCGUUCUUGGUGACCAAUGACGUCCUCGAGAGGACGCAAUCCCAUGUUACCGGCAAGCAGCACAUCGGUUAUGGUCUCGUCAGGGAUUUUCUUGCGGAAUACAAGGCUGCAAGAGAAGAGGAGAGGCUUGCGAGGGAGAAGGAAGUGGACGAGCGCCAGAGUCAGAGGGAGAGAGGGUCUUACCACAACGGAGGCCGACGUGACGUACCUAGGGAGAGACCUGGUAGAGAGCAUGAUCGUGACCGGUACUGUGAGCGCCACCGUGACAGGGGGAGGCCCUAUGAGCAUGCAGGCAGAGGGUCAGACUAUAGAGGCGGUUCCUACAACAACCGGAGAGAUUACGAAAGGGAGAGGCACAGAGACGGUAGGAAUGGUGAUGCAAGAAGGAACAUGGGGAGAAUGAGGAGCAGAUCACGGUCUCCGGGCAGGCACGGUUAUUAAAUCAUUAUGAAGAAGGCCAGGCAAUUAGUUCGAGUUAUCAGACUUGCGAGGUAGACCGUUAUGCCCUUUACUUGUUUAUUCUGUGCCGAUGGGUUUGAGUCCGAGUUAUGUCGUCAUUAUUAAAGUUUAAACCUUACUCUGCUCUAGCAGCUUUGUUGAAACCAUAUGGUCUUUUAGAGGAAAAAAAAACCAGUUGAAGGUAUCAUCUGUCCUUGUGUAAUUUAUUGUUGCUUUAUAUCUUAUGUGUGCUCUCAGGUUGUGUUUUCAGUCUAGGAACUGAAAAAUUGUUAUGCAAAUAGAGCUGAAAGCCGUAUGGCAGGUAUUCCAUAACCUCUCUGUCUUAUACAUGUUAAAACUGGAAUUGAUAUGUAUGGUUGGGUAGGACCUGGAAGCAUUAGCCGGAGGUGUUUGUGGUGGAAGAACAGGUAACAAUUUAAACAAAUGGUUUAUUUGAGUAAUAUAAACUAGUGUAACAGCAGCUACUAAACUAAUUGGUUGACUUGAGGUAGCACUAGGCCAAGGUAUUUGGGGAGAAGAACAGGUAACACGCUACUACACUAAUUGGCUGUUUUGAGUAAUAAACUAACGCAACAGCAGCUACUAGCUAAAUGCUCCAAGCACUCUAAUCACCAUACCAGAUGUUUGCAUGAUUUGCUUGUUCUGUUUUGUGCUUGCGCUGUUGCUGCCUCGGCAGUGCUGAUCCAUCUCUGGCAGCUGCCCUUCCUCAUGUCGCUCACCUAGGACAUCGUUUUUUUUAUAACCCUGUCUUGUACAUUUAAUUUUCACUGCCAGUGUAGAUAUUGUGUGUAUUACACCAUACAUUUCCUCUUUAUGAAGAGAAAUCUACGGGGUAUUAUCUUCAGAUACGGCGGCCAUUAGUAUCUGCAGUAGGGGGUUUCUUUGAAUCGGUAAAGAUGGUGAUUGUCGACAUUGGAGAUUAUCUUACCGGAAGAUUUGAUGUAACCCGUGCUGUUUUUGAAUUACAAACAUCAUUAGAUCAUGUGUGUGGAAUUCUUCAAGCAAAUCAUCCAAUUGUGUGCAUGCUUA